Rhagoletis pomonella (apple maggot) is the source of this 3138-nucleotide messenger RNA. RefSeq lists its product as uncharacterized. The transcript has 3 exons. The record is from RefSeq and is a predicted model, not a curated record. Bases 1 to 3138 code for a protein of 1045 amino acids. Lineage: Eukaryota; Metazoa; Arthropoda; Insecta; Diptera; Tephritidae.
AUGACACCAUCUAAGAAGCCUGAUGACGGAGAGCUUAAGCGCAAGAAGUGUGAAUCUCUAGCUCAAAAAAUGCUGUCCAUCAAUACUUUGCUGACACCUGAAUACGUACUGAGUCUUGACGAAGCUGCUGUGGAGGUCAGGCUGGACCAGGUGAAUCGCUUGGAAGGGAGAUUCGACAUUGCACAACCUCAUGUGGAGGACGACGACGACGUCGAAGAGAUACUCGCAAGAUUUACGACACAUUACAUGGAGGCAAAGAUUAAGUUGACCAGACAGUUGCAUACUUUUCGUAACGUAGAGGCACAUCAUUCAACCACGCGGCCAACUGCUGAUGGGCCGCCAUCAUUUGUUUUUGCUCCUCCCAAGCAACGCUUACCUACGCUGCAAAUCCCCAAAUUCAGCGGCAGUUAUGCAGAUUGGCCCGACUUCUUUUCUAUGUUCAAGACAGUGGUCCACCAGGAUGCUGACUUAACCAGAAUUGAGAAGUUUCAGCACCUUCGCUCCAGCCUGCGUGAGACUGCUUUAGACACUAUAGGGUCCCUAGAAAUUUGUGACCAAAAUUACGAUAAGGCGCUUGAGUUGCUAAAAAAUCGUUUUGAUAAUAAACGUCUAAAUUUUCAGACUCAUGUGAGAACCAUUUUUCAGCUGGACAACAUCGUUGCCGGUUCAGUGGCAAGCUUGCGUGGGCUGAGUGACAAGCUAAACGCACAUCUACGAGCAUUGGCAACUUUGGGAACUAAGGAGCAAAUUGCGGAUGGGGUGUUAAUCCACUUGGUGUGCCAGAAGUUGGAUACUGCGUCUAGAACGAAAUGGGAGGAGGAAACUCCUAACAACGAAAUACCAACCUGGAGCGCUAUGUCAACCUUUCUAGAACGACGCUGUCAGCGGCUGGAGAGCGUGGAGGACGCUCUGGUAACUAAACUUCCAAACAAACAGGUGAGCAAAAAUUCAUCUUUGGGCAGUAACCGCAAGGUGUUCGUUUCAUCUGCCACAACAAAUUGCCUAAUUUGCAACUGCCAUCAGCACACGGUUUUCCAGUAUCAAGUCACAAAUACGUCAUCGCAUCUUGUUACACUGCCAGCAAAUACGGCUACAUCAUCUUCGUUUUCGACUGCUGGUAUUGAAAGCAGCUCACUCUUAUCGCAUCAACCUCACCCAGGGCCCACAUCGCUAAUUAGUUCCAAGCCUGGGACUGCAGAACCUGGCCAUAAUUUCGUCCUUUUAGCCACUGCGAUCAUACUUAUCAAAAAUCGCGCUGGAUCACUCGUUCCGUGUCGAGCGUUGCUUGACUCUGCCUCGCAACUGAAUUUCGUCACCAAUCGCUUAGCUAAUCAGCUUCAAUUGAAGAAAGUCAAAUCAACAACAUCAAUUUCAGGCAUAGGCCAAAUUGAUUUCGUCGCCGAUCAUAUGGUUGAUCUAGAGAUGCAUUCGCGCAUCGGUGAAUAUCAAGCACAGUUGUCGGCAGUAGUCACCCCUUCUAUCACUGACGCUCAGCCACUUCGUUCCUUGAAUAACAUUGAGUGGAAAAUCCCAUCCAACGUAUGCUUAGCAGAUCCUCUAUUUUUUGAGUCGCAACGUGUAGACGUUCUCAUUGGAGCAAGUUUGUUUUUUGAGUUACUGUGUGUGGGUCAAAUUCGGCUAAGCGAGCAGCUAGCGCUGUUGCAAAAAACAAAGCUGGGCUGGAUUGUUUCGGGCGAAGGUACGGGAAGGGUGCUAAGGCCCUCAUGCCUAUCCGCAAUCAAUGUAGAAACGGAAAUUGAUUUCGACACUCGGUUAGACAAUCUAGUAAAGGCCUUUUGGGAAGUGGAAGGCUGCAGCGGUUCCAUGCCACGCUUUACUGCGGAGGAAAUCAAAUGCGAAAAUCACUUUCUUAAAAAUUACCAGCGCCUGGAAUCGGGUGAAUACUCUGUGCGAUUACCCUUCAAGACAUCAGCUAAGCAGUUAGGCGACUCCUAUCAACAGGCACUUCACCGUUUUAAAAACUUAGAACGAAAGCUUCAACAUAAACCGGAAAUAAAACAGCAAUACUCGUCGGUCAUGAAAGAGUAUCAUGACCUUCAGCAUAUGUCGCUUGUUGGUAAACUACCUAGUCGAGUUUCUGUAAAUUUUUUGCCGCACCAUUGCGUUUUAAAGGCUCAUAGUACAACGACAAAGCUACGGGUAGUGUUUGAUGGUUCUGCAUCAACGACGAGUGGUUAUUCGCUCAACGACCUACUAAUGGCAGGGCCUACUAUACAGCGUACACUUUUUGACACUCUUUUACAAUUUCGUUCAUUUAAAUUUGCUAUUACUAGCAACAUAUGCAAAAUGUACCGCUGUGUUAGGAUGGCAUAUGAAUACAGCUUUCUCCAGUGUAUAUUGUGGCGGGAUAAUCCAAGUGAAGACAUCAGGGUUUACAAGCUAGAUACCACCACUUAUGGUACAAAGCCUGCAUCGUUUCUCGCCAUCCGUGCAAUGAGGCAGUUGGCCGUUGAUGAACAGCAUGCGUAUCCAAUCGGUGCAAAGGUCAUCUGCCGAGAUUUUUAUGUGGAUGACAUGAUUUCUGGCGCCAAUUCAAUAGGCGAGGCUCGUGAAAUUCUCCACCAAACAAGGGAGUUACUAGCCAAGGGGAAUUUUAAAUUGCGAAAGUGGUGUUCGAACGAACGUUGUGUGCUUGCUGACGUUGCAGCCGAGGACAGGGAGAAUCUAUUACAGUUUCAUGAUGGUACUAACGUCACAAAAACGCUUGGUUUAGUCUGGGAGCCUGACUCCGACAUCUUCAUAUUUUCCUUUUCGCCACUCGUGCCACAAUCGAAAUUGACCAAGCGCGCAAUUUUAGCCACCAUUGCCCGACUGUAUGAUCCCCUCGGUUUAAUCGGACCCAUCAUAACGAAGGCUAAAAUCUUCAUGCAACAGCUUUGGAAGGAGAAAUUACAUUGGGACGAAAGCCUUCCACAAUCAUUACACUAUACUUGGAAGGAAAUAUGUGAAGAGUACACCCUGGUUGAUCGUUUCAGUUUUGAUAGAUAUGUUUUGAUCCCUGGCGCUAGCUUAGAGGUGCAUGCAUUCUGCGAUGCAAGUUUGUUAGCAUAUGGCGUGUGCGUAUACGCAGAUAUGUAUCCAUGUUCAAAGAUAUUUGAACAUACUGCCAAGGGAUAA